This is a messenger RNA of Priapulus caudatus, 545 nucleotides long. RefSeq lists its product as uncharacterized. Gene Ontology annotation, biological process: carbohydrate metabolic process. The record is from RefSeq and is a predicted model, not a curated record. The annotation marks the transcript as partial. The transcript has 4 exons. NCBI's taxonomy places the organism in Eukaryota, Metazoa, Priapulida, Priapulimorpha, Priapulimorphida, Priapulidae.
GACUACGCCGCCUGUACAAUACCUGACGCCAACCUAGCCAACGAGGUCGCUUCCUUCUCCACCAGUGGGAGCCCUGACAUGUACUACUGGCGGGACAUGGCGGGUAGAGCGUGGGAGGCGGAGGUGGCCGACCAGGAGAAGACGCUGGCAGUGCUCGCUAACGUGUUUCCCUUCGACGUGCGAGGAAUGAAAGCACCGCUGCUGCAGAGCGGCGGAGAUGUACAGUUCGCUAUGAUGGAGAACCGACUCCUGAGUUACGACAUGUCGCUGCCUAGCAUGCAGGUGGCGCCACCGCUGUGGCCGUACACGCUCGACUACCGGUCCGGCCAGGAGUGUUCUAUUCCUCCCUGUCCCACAGGCUCUCACCCAGGUUUGUGGGAGGUCCCCCUGGUGGACUGGAUAGACACUAACGACACGCUGUGUAACAACGUCGACGCUUGCUAUUUCCCCGCUGACAAGGAGGAAGCGCUGACGCUGCUACGAUCCAACUUCCAACGACAUUACAACAGCAACCGCGCUCCGCUGCCGCUAGUACUGAGACCCAG